GCCGCGCGGAGAUACUUUCCAUAGGGAUCCCCAAUCGCUAACCGACUCGUGUUCACAAAAAAAAAAACCCAAAAGGGCAAAGAGAUUAUUAACCUAAAGAAACUGAAUUGUAACCAAAGUUUUUUAUUACUGUGCCAAGCUAAUGCCAAAACUUUAAAACUAAAAAAGAAAAACAUUCCUGGCGAAAGGUCAAUUAACUAAAGCGUGCAGUCAAUAAAAUUCCAGUUAACCAAACGAAACAAGCCAGCCAAAGUGAAAAGAAUGGGGCUGAAGUUCUAAAAGAACUUGGAAACCUACCGAAAAAAGUCAAAUAAGAAGAAACAAGUUUUAAAUUGCACUGGACUGGCAACUUCCGCUUCCGUUGAGUGCUUCAAUUUCAGUUUAAUGUUAACUCCGACAAAACCCAAAUUGACAAGAACAACCGAGCCAAAAAUAAAGUGAAGGCAACCAACAAAAACAAGAAAAAAAGAAAAAAGGAAAAGGUACUGAAACACGAGGUCCUUGGUGAAAGGGGGCGUGGCAGUAGCAGUUUUUGUCGCCGCCCAUCGACUGCAAUCGAAACAAAGGGAUUCUCGGAGAUACGACGAGAUAAACUGCAUAAAUCAACGCCACUGCCAAAGCCAAGAGCAACAAUAACUGGAAGCAAUUAAUUUUAUUCAAACAGGAGUAACAAUAAGGACGACGACAAAAAAUGGAUUACGGCUGGCUGAUGUUUCUGUUCAUCGCACUUUUAAUUGACUACCCCAUUGCGUCCGCUCUUUUUGUGACGGAUAUUAGAGUGCCCGAGAUUGUGGACUUUCGGGACAAUGUGACCUUAUCAUGCAGCUAUGAUAUGCGAGGUCAUACGCUGAAUUCGGUCAAGUGGUACAAAGAUCACGAGGAGUUCUUUAGGAUAUUCCCCCUGACGAGUCCCAUUUACAUGACUUUUGGAGUUCCUGGACUACAAGUCCUGGAAGGAAAGUACCUGUGUAACGAAUCGAGUUGCAGGUUGGACCUGAGUUUACAGGGAGCCAAGUCCACAGGACUCUACAAGUGCGAAGUGAGCGGCGAUGCUCCUCAUUUUAAACUGGCGGAUAAGGCGGACAACAUGACGGUGGCAGCUUUGCCCCAAAUCGAUCCGCUUAUCGAAAGCUUCAACUCGAUGUACCGAAUGGAGGAGUUUCUCAGUGCCACGUGUUCCUCGGAUUAUUCCAGUCUGCCCACACGGCUCACCUGGUUCAUCAAUGGCGAACAGCCACUGAUGGGUGAACUGCACCCCACCACCGACACCAGCAUAGCGGCCCACGAUUAUGUCCUGCGGCGGCAACGACUUCAGGUGCACUUCUAUCUGCAAGGACAGCGCUUCUAUCAGUCCGGGAAAAUCCUGGAGCUCAAGUGCGUUGCGGAAAUUGAAAACUAUCCGGAGCUGAGGCGCGAAAAGACGCUCAGUGCGUCGCUUUCACAGUUCGACAAUUUCAACAAUCAAAUGCCGCUGAGACAUGCAAAUGCUAACUCUGGAGCGGCACAAAGGAGGAGCCUUGGUGACAGGACAUCACUAAUUUCCGCCAUCCUGGCGGCAAUUCUGCUAAUCCACUGUUUGCGGCGCCCAUCAUGAACACUCACAUCUAUCAGGGAAUUGCAGUUGAAGGAUGAACUAAAAUCUUCGGGGUCGCAAUGGAAAACGUCUCUUGUGGCAACUUGGUCAACUAUAUCAUCACGUUAGUUAGUCAGUCAGUUAGUCACCUAGUUAGUUAGUUAGGAUAACAGACAAAGGUAAGACCGCGAACUAGUGAAUAGGAACAGCUUUUGGGUUGAUAUAUGUAAAUACAAAUUAAGGAAGUAAGGAUAAAAGUGUUGAAGGUUAUAAAUGCUCAAGGAACAAAAAACAAAUAUCCUGUUGCUUUAAAUAAGUUAAGUAUGUUUUCCAUCUAAUUUCGUAUUAAAAAUACUUAUAUGAACAGAGUUCAAUACAAAUAUUUAUACAAAUAAUUGUUUCGUGAAAGUGUUUAUGAUGAUGUUUCAAAGCUUUUGCUUUUAAACUAGUUUUUUUUUGUUGGAUUGUAUGAAUCGAGAGCUCAAUUAUUUAUGAAUAAUGUUUUUUAGGUAACAAUACAUAAAAAACUGUUUUCCAUAGUUUCAUUGCGAGUGCUCUGUUUGACAAUGUCAAUAUAACUUUUGAAAUUCAGCUUGUUAACACGACUUUUGGAGUGAAAAACACGAUUUUCUCUUUAGUGAAAGUCAUGUUAUUCUUGUAAAUGAAUAUUUUCCUGUCGGUUAGUUUAACAAGCAUAACGAACAAAAUAUAACUGAAAAUUAAAUCGAUCAAAAACUGCCAGAAAAAAUUGAUUUACCUGCCUGACACUGAUACUAGCCAAAAUAAGUCACUCUCCGGCAAACCAAACGAAUUUCCAAUAUAUGUAUAUAAGCGUAAUUUUUUCGAUUGUUGUUCGGCAAUUGAUUCUCAUUCGUAUUGCACAUGGAACCUUUUUCGAGCAAAUAUAUCCGCGCACAUCCCAUGCCAAGGGUAAAGUAUGAAAAACAAAAAAUACAUAUGAAACACAAUAAAAAAUAAGUGAACACAUAAACACAGAUAUAACAUGAGAUUUUAUCAGUGGAAACCCAGAAUGCAGAUGCUGUAAAAAUCACUAUAAUUAAGUCUAGCAUAAAUACGUUGUAAAUACAAUUUUAAACAUUAAAAACAGAGAGGACAAACAACUAUAAAUCAUGUCACUAAGCCAGACUCAGCCAAAUACGUAUGUAUAUAAAGCUAUUCGCUAUAUAUCUCAGCAUGUAUUUACUAAGGCCGACAUAAAAAGCUAACAGCACAACUACAUAGCUGGUGAAACUAAACAAAAACACAGUAAACAUUUCAUUUAGCUGAGCAACUACAAAUAGACACUAAUCAUUAUUCGCUGGGUCAAAGCCCUCUAAAAAAAAUGAUCUGAAAACAGACGGCCCACUAAAUAAAAAAAAACACAUAAAACAUAUUGUACCACGGUAUAAUACUGAAUAAAAGCCAGGACAUCUCUGAAAUCAUUUUUUGUUAAUAAGUAUAUCCAAUUAAAAUAAAACUCAGAGUGUGUGGUGAAAAAACAUGCCGAACAAAAAAUAUAAAUGUAUAAAUUAAUUUACCUACUCAUUCGCACAUCUUUCGGUUGUAAAGAAUACAAAAAACACACACGAGAAAAUAAAAAUAAACAAGAGCAAAUAAUGAUAAUGUAUAUAAAAGCAUUUACUUUAGUUUUUCAUUUUGGCCAAUAGCCAUUAUAUUGUGUAAAAUAUUUCAAAAGGCGA
Messenger RNA from Drosophila ficusphila, 3273 nucleotides. RefSeq lists its product as uncharacterized. The record is from RefSeq and is a predicted model, not a curated record. The transcript is spliced from 7 exons. Lineage: Eukaryota; Metazoa; Arthropoda; Insecta; Diptera; Drosophilidae. Bases 692 to 1594 code for a protein of 300 amino acids.